This is a messenger RNA of Penicilliopsis zonata CBS 506.65, 2637 nucleotides long. RefSeq lists its product as hypothetical. The coding region runs from base 1 to 2637 and encodes 878 amino acids. The transcript is spliced from 2 exons. Lineage: Eukaryota; Fungi; Ascomycota; Eurotiomycetes; Eurotiales; Aspergillaceae. The record is from RefSeq and is a predicted model, not a curated record.
AUGAAAGCUCUCUAUCUUCUACUCUUCCCCCCCCUCAUCGCCGCCAUCAAUGGAACCAACAACACCGACUGCUCGUGCGGCUACCGCGACGGCGCCAACCUGUGGACCGACUCGCUGAUCGUCUACUUCAACGAAACCGACUCCCUGCAGGAUAGUGGCUUCGAGGCCCAGGUGUACAAGCACCACUACGAGAAUGGCUGGAACAACCUGUUCCGCCAGGGCGCCGACCUGGCGCAUCUCACCUUCAUCCCCAACGAGUCGCUGGCCCUCAACCUGUCCGUCGCCACCCCCGACCACCUCGUCAUGGGCGCCGCCAUCCAGACCCUGCGCCAUGACAUCCAUUACGGCUCCUUCCGCUCCUAUCUCAAGGCGCCGCUGGCCUGGACCGGCGGCAGCGCCCUGACCAUGGAGCUGCUGUACAACCAGACCGAGACCUUCAGCCUCAACCUCAACAGCGUCGAGAACGCCACCGAGUCGCGCAUCACCAUGCUCGUCAACCGCGAGUUCCCAGACUCCAUCUACGGCGUCAACUACACCACCCUCGUCGACCGCGACCAGGUCAACCCCUGGGAUUUCACCGAGUACCGCCUCGACUGGUCCCACAACGAGAUGCUCUUCUUCCUCGGCAACGAGUCGCAUCGCAACAUCUCCCGCAAGCAUCUGCCCUCCCUGCCCUCCGUCCCGGGGCCCAUCCAUUUCAAGCACUGGUCCACCGGCAACUAUUACUCCAUGCAGGGGCCCCCCUGGCAGGAGACCACCGCCAACAUCGGCUGGAUUCGCUUCUUCUUCAACACCACCUCCAUGUCGACGGAGCAACGGCAACAAUUCGACGCCCGCUGCAACUCUUCUUCCUCCUCUUCCUCCUCUUCCUCCUCUUCCUCCUCUGUCUGUUCCGUCGACGACACCUCCCUCCGCGGCUUCACGGCCUACUCCCACAACGCCACGGUCCGCUGGCAUCAGCACCACGCCCCUUACUCGGCCCGCUUCGCCUCCAUCUCCCUCAUCGCCAUCUGCAGCACCCUCAGCGCCGGCCUCAUGCUGUACUCCUUCCUGCAGCGCUCGCGCCAGAACAUCCAGUCCAGCUCCUCCACCGAGCGCUUCGUUCCCUCGCCCUCCAUGGAGCCGCCUUUUCCCCCGGAUUCCGCCCUCGCCACCCCCGGCCCCGAUUCCGGCACCGUCACCCCGUAUGGCGAUCAUGUGAUCAUGUCUGGUCAGGUGACACCCCUGGCCAAAGGUCACAUGGUCAGUCUUGAUGGUCACGUGAUUACAGAUUCGAGUAACGUGACCUUGGUCAACAACCCUAACCCUAGUCAUGGGAUCACCGAUGCCAGCCUCGCGACCCUGGUCAAUAACCCUAACCCUAGUCACGUCUCCCUGCUGGUCACCGGCAUCCAUUUCUGCCUGACCUUCGCCAACGCCGCCAUCAACCCGGGCGCCUACAUUCACUACAACUCGGAAGUAUGGGCGCGCAAGACCAUCGUCCCCUUCACCCUCAACCAGAACUGGAUCGGCCCUUUCCUGAUGACCUCCAGUCGCUUCUUGGCUGCCAGCUACCUGAAGAACGGCAGUCUGGCGGCCAUGGCUGAGAAGACCGUCGGCCGGACGCCGCGCAUGUUGAUCCCCGUCAUUGCCAUCGCCCUGCUGGAGUAUUUCCUCAUGGACGCCGGCGCGACCAAAUGGCUCGAGUAUCUGGCCAGCAUCAGCUGGUCCACCUGGCCCUUCACCGUCGAGUACACCAACUUUGGCACGUUUAUCGCCGAGAUCAUCGAGCUGAUGUAUCUGAUCCCGAAUGCCGCCCCGCAGAUCACCUUCAACUACUGCACUGGUGUGUUGUGGACGAUCCCCGUGCAGCUGCAGGGCUCGUGGACCGUCCUGCUGGCGGUGCUGGUCGUCGCCGAGAUCAAAACCCCCUGGAAGCGCUUCGGCUACUACGCCGUCGCCAUCGUCACCAACUGGUACGGCCUCAACUGGGGGUCCUACUUCUGGCUGGGCCUGCUGCUCACCGACCUCGACCUGACCUACAACUACCGCCCCUGGCUGCGCGCCCGGCCCUGGCUGUACUACCCGGUUGUCGUCCUCAGCCUGGUGAUGGCCAUCGGUGGCCUGGGUAUCGACUUCACCCCGCAGUGGACCAACGUCCUGUACGAGACGUACGAGUACGGCAUCCAUCCAGACUGGCAGACUGGACGCCCCAUCGCGCAGACGUCGGGCGCAGGCUAUCCGCAGUAUUACAUCCCGCGUCUGAACGGGCUGGUCUUCAGCUUCGGCCUGCAGACCCUCGUCGAGCUCAGCCCCGCCGUCCAGAAGCUCUUCUCCUUCAAGUUCUUCGUCUACGUCUUCCCGCACAUCUUCACCAUCUACCUCAUCCACGGCUUCGUCUUUUGGUCCUUUGGUUCCGCCCUGUGCAUCACUUUUGCCAGCCUGGGGCUCCCCUACUGGGCCAACAUCUCCCUCGUCGCCCUCUGCUGCUACUCCACCAUCAUCGUCAGCCUGCCCUUCCUCACCCCGGUUGUCGAGACCCUGGGCAAGAAGGUCACGGCCGAUAUCUGGCGCAUGGCCCAUGAGGUCCCGACCAUGAGGAAGCCGACCUUGUAUCCAUGGACCAAGACUUUGAUUUUAGACAGGGGGUCUGCUUGA